This is a messenger RNA of Nipponia nippon (crested ibis), 825 nucleotides long. RefSeq names its product ribonuclease P/MRP subunit p25 (gene RPP25). Gene Ontology annotation, molecular function: RNA binding. Gene Ontology annotation, cellular component: ribonuclease MRP complex. Gene Ontology annotation, biological process: tRNA 5'-leader removal. NCBI's taxonomy places the organism in Eukaryota, Metazoa, Chordata, Aves, Pelecaniformes, Threskiornithidae. The record is from RefSeq and is a predicted model, not a curated record.
AUGGCUGCUGAAGGAGGGGGAGCCAAGCCCGUCACCCAGUCUAGGAUGGAGAACUUCCGAAAGGUGAGGACCUCGGAGGAGGAGAGCCCCUUGCCCUUCCCUGACCUGCCCCCAGACGUGGUGGAGAUGAAAGUGAAGGAGGGCAGCAAGAUCAGGAACCUGAUGAACUUCGCCAUGGCCCAGAUGGAGCUGAAGGGCAGCCGGCAGAUCGUCUUCAGCGGUUGCGGCAAGGCAGUCACCAAGACCAUCACCUGCGUGGAGAUCAUGAAGCGGAAGCUGGGAGGUCUGCACCAGGUCACCAAGGUGCGCUAUAAAACCUUGCUGGAGGUCUGGGAGAACCAGGACCCGCUGCCCGGUGGCCCAGCGCAGAAUCUGACCGUCCACAAGAAUGUCCCCUCCAUCUGCAUCCUCCUCUCCCGAGACCCCCUGGAUCCCAACCAGACGGGCUACCAGCCCCCGGAGCCCUGCCACGGGCUGGGGACGCAGCUCGGCGAGGCAGAAGACACGUCCAGCUCCUCUACCAAGGGGCUGAAGCGGCCCCUGCCACCUCCCCACGAGGAGCUGCUGACCAAGAAGUUACAGGUACAGGUACCCGACAGCCCGAGGGGCUCAGGGUCCACGGACCGCCAGCUGGACCACCACCGAUUGUAUGCUGGAGAAACUCCGGGGGGUUUAGCCGCUUUGCUGUGGAUAAAGGCAGUGCCGUGCUUGCCCAGGGUCACCGGUGUGCUGCAGGCUCCCCCUGACACACUGCCGCGGCUCCAGGUGACCCCCGUGCAUGGGGGCUUGCUGCUGGGGGGUACCAUGUCUCCAGAUUUGGGGUGA